AGCAGCAUUAAGGUCUCCUCACUUUGGUUUGCAAACUGCCUACUGCUUGGAGGUCACUCCAAAAAAGAAAAAGUCCCAGCGGAGCUCAUGGUCUUCCAGCUCAAUAUUUGAUCAGGAGGCUGGGCAGGCACCAGCCUUGGCAAAUUGAAACUUGCACAUACACAUGCUUUUUAACACACAGGAGGAUCACACAGGCGAACACUGAAGCUCAGGGGGGAAAGGUCUUUAAAGCCUGGGUUGGUUCAAGAUUUGUGGCAAGAUGCACUGGGCUUCUGUUCUCCUUGUGGCCAGCCUCUGCAGAGUGUCCAUGAGCCAGUAUGAAGACUAUGAGGACAUGUUCUGGCUACAAGCUUACCUACGCAGCCAGUCCUCCUCCUACAACUAUUCACCAUAUUAUGGAGAUGAGGUUCCUGCAUAUUCCUAUAUUCCAGCUGAAUCUCCUGAUGGGGAGCCUGUCCCUGAACCCCCUGUUUCUAGGGAAUGCCCUCAUGAGUGUGAAUGCCCUCCCAACUUUUCAUCUGCUUUGUACUGUGACACUCGCAAUCUCAAGUAUAUUCCUUUUGUGCCUUCCCGGAUGAAAUAUGCAUAUUUCCAGAACAACCAAAUUACAACUAUCCAAGAGGGAGCUUUUGACAAUGCGACAAGCCUGGAGUGGAUUGCACUGCAUGGCAACCAAAUCACCAGUGAAAAGAUGGGCAAAAGAGUCUUUGCAAAGCUCAAAAAUCUAGAGAGGUUAUAUCUUGACCAUAACAACCUGACCAAGAUGCCUACCCCCUUGCCACGGUCCCUGAGAGAGCUUCACCUGGGUUACAAUCAGAUCUCCAGGGUUCCCUCCAAUGCUCUUGAGGGCUUAGAAAAUCUCACUGCCUUAUAUCUUGGCCACAAUCAGAUCCUUGAAAUUGGAUCAAACCUCAGAGGAUUAAAGUCUCUAAUUGUAGUGGACCUGAGCUACAACCAAUUGAGGAGAGUUCCUGAUGGCCUUCCCAGCUCUUUGGAGCAACUUUAUUUGGACCAUAAUCAAAUAUACAGUGUCUCUGAGGAUUUCUUCAAGGCCUCCCCCAGGCUGCACUACGUACGGAUGUCCCACAAUAGUCUGACAAAUGAUGGGCUUGCCUCUAAUGCUUUCAAUACCAGCAGCCUCCUAGAAUUGGAUCUCUCUUACAACAGGCUUCAGAAGAUACCAAAGGUCAGCACGAGCCUUGAAAAUUUCUAUCUCCAGGGGAACAGAAUAAAUGAAUUCACCAUCAGCAGUUUCUGCACCAUGGUAGACAUCAUGAACUUUUCCAGGCUACAAGUCCUGAGGCUGGAAGGGAAUGAGAUCCGCCGGAGUGCCAUGCCCUCAGAUGCCCCGCUCUGCCUAAGAUGGGCUAGUGUCAUAGAGAUCUAACCACUGCUUUUGCUCCUAUUCUUAAACUAUACCUUCAGAACAAGGCCCAAUCCUUUUCUGUGAUUACACAGGAGCAGAGACUGGCAUUCUCUGUUUUAAGCACAGCUUCAUUUGAUUUGGCUUCUGUGAUUAUAUAAUUUGGAAGGAGCUGCUAACUUGACCCAAGAGAUGCUGUUCAUUGUUCCCAAUCAGAUGACAACAAACAUGCCCACCACUUUCCCACCUUCUCUCGGUCUCCCUCCUUCUGAGCUUUCAGCAGCCAAUCAGUUAUUUUGACUUCAUAACACUCCAUCUCUCUCCAGUUGGGUGGGUGGCGGACAAGCUUUUGUUUCGCUUCGUGCGCAUCGCUUUAGAAGGUUUAGUGCCAGCUGGGACGCCUUUGAGAUUUGUUUUCUAUGUAGGAGGGUAGCUAUGAAAAAGGGAGAGUGCGUGUGGAGGGGGUGGAUGAGAUUGAAUCCAAACAUAAUGAAAACAGAUUAAACAGUUGGCCACACAGCAAGGAGCAAUUACAGAUAGAGAAUGGGGGAAUGGGAAAAGAGAGAGAAAAUUACUGAUAGAAGCCAGCUCUUCAAGUGGUUUUCAGAAGAUGAAUAUAGCUCCCCUGGUAUCAAUUUGCAGACUAAGGAGCAUCCCCAUAACAUUUUAUUUCUCUUUCUCUCUUUCUCUCUCUGUCUUUAGUUUGUCACAAGGUACAUGAGAGAACAUCAAAGCCCUAAUCCCUUACAAACAUAUGCAAUACCAUAUUAAUGUAAUACAGAUCCUUCAUAUCAAAUCUAUCAAGUUAUCGUAUCAUAGUAAAUUCAUAUCUCAUAUAACAGGCUCAGAACUUAUUCCCCAGAAAGACAUUUCCAUUUCUAAAUACUUUCAUGGCUUCAAAUACUUCCAUGCCUCUCUCUCCAUUUUAGUCUGCUCCAAACUAUGCACAGCUACAUUUUCAUUGUUGGCCUUUUUUCUUCUAAUUUGAGCAUGAGAAAGAUUAAAAAGCACAUAAAGAGCCUUUGUUUCAGGCUGUUGCAUAGAGAGAGCUAAAAUAUGCAAUACGACCAAUUAGCAACAGAAUCUCAUGUAGAAAUUAUGACAUUCAGGCAAAUCCACCACAUCCAUAGGAAAUCUUCUCUAUCACAUCUGUCCAAAAAAGACUCCCUUUCCUUUUUACGGAUGAAAGGGAAUUUUUAUAGAGGCAUAUGUCUCUGAUGGUAUUGGGCUGCACUUGGGAUUUCUGAUACACAGCAUCUAUAAACUCUUCCAACCAAGAUAGAAGCUCUCUCUGAUAGCAGGAAAGAGAUUCUUGUACCUCCAACUACAGACAUUCAGAAUAUUAGCCAGUGCUUGCAGACUACGUAUUUCACAGUUCCUUUCAUGCACUGCUUGCCAUACAUAAAGAAUUCUGCUUUUAUGGAAACAACCAUACAGUGCAAUGCAAGCCAAGCUGGCUUUAAAAUGCCUGGCAGAGCUCACCAUCACCCAGUCUGGGAGAUAACUUGCCGUACUGGCAUAUCAUGAGAAACUUGGGAUUUCAUGCAGUGCUGCUUGGUAUGUGCAUAUUCAGGGCACAGUAAUUCAAUAAGAGUUACAUCCCCAAUUCAUUUUUACAGCAGAGUUCCAUUCUAACUUCCCGUGUUUUAACUGCUUAUUUUGUAACUUGUUUGCUUGACUGUGGAAUUUGUUUUGACUGAAUUUCAUACAAGUCACAGCUCAAAAUGCUGCUGUAAGAAUGUAUGAUGCUUUUAAACUUGAAGCCCUCAUCUCUCCCUCUUAUUAAAUCUUUUUUCCCAUAUGAUACCAACUCGGUAUCAUCAGGAGAGUCUCCGGAUGAGACCCUGAAGGGAGAGGAGCAGAUGGAGAAUGAGGAGAAAGUAAGCUUUAGGCGGAUCCUAAGAAAUGCUGCCGCCAAAACUUUUUGUAUUCAAAGUGCAUGCUGACAAUAUAAAAGAAAUGUGUAGAAGCAUUAACUGUAGGUGUAAUUACUGAUCAAUAAAGCCCGUUUUGUGAUUGCA
Sphaerodactylus townsendi is the source of this 3384-nucleotide messenger RNA. It is a transcript of the gene FMOD, whose product is annotated as fibromodulin. The transcript has 3 exons. NCBI's taxonomy places the organism in Eukaryota, Metazoa, Chordata, Lepidosauria, Squamata, Sphaerodactylidae. Gene Ontology annotation, molecular function: protein binding. Bases 260 to 1387 code for a protein of 375 amino acids. The record is from RefSeq and is a predicted model, not a curated record.